Quercus robur (English oak) is the source of this 1811-nucleotide messenger RNA. Its product is annotated as G-type lectin S-receptor-like serine/threonine-protein kinase At2g19130. The record is from RefSeq and is a predicted model, not a curated record. Gene Ontology annotation, biological process: protein phosphorylation. Bases 281 to 1522 code for a protein of 413 amino acids. Lineage: Eukaryota; Viridiplantae; Streptophyta; Magnoliopsida; Fagales; Fagaceae. The transcript has a single exon. Gene Ontology annotation, molecular function: protein kinase activity; ATP binding.
AUUCGCAAGAUUUGUUUUGAAUAGCAUCGGGGAGCUAAUUCUCUAUGUAUGGGAUGAGGAUUUACACCGAUGGAAUUUGGUUUGGAAGGCACCUCAGCAACGUUGUGAGAUUGCGGGUUUCUGCGGGGAGUAUGGCAUCUGCAAUCAACAGAAUGGAUCUCUUUGUAAUUGCCCGAAAGGUUUUAGACCAAGAUAUUCAAGAAAUUGGGACUUAUAUGACUAUGAAGGAGGGUGUGAGAGAAUAACUCCUCUACAAUGCUCAGAUGACAAGUUCCUCACAAUGCACAACGUGCUCUUUCCAGAAAUAUCACAUCUUCCAGCAGUAAAAAAUGUUGAAGAAUGCAAAUUAAACUGUUUAAGUAGCUGUCAUUGUGUUGCUUACUCUUAUAAUAAUGGGUGUUCAAUUUUCAAAGGAACACCUAUAUAUCUACAACCUUCUUCUGGUAAUGAGUUAGGUGGAGAUUUUCAUAUUCGCAUUUCAGCAUCUGAGCUAGUGGGAAGUAAAACCAAUAUGUUGAAAAAAGCAGCUUGGAUUGUUGGAAUUCUCGAUGUACUCAUUCUUCUCAUUUCCAUUGGAUUGGCAAUUAUUCGGAGCAGACAAUCCACUGUUGUACUGGAAGAAGUACAUAUUUCUUUGAUUUUGUUCAAGUAUCGAGAUUUACAAAGAGCAACAAGAAAGUUCUCCCAAAAACUUGGGGAGGGUGGUUUUGGUUCUGUUUUCAAAGGGACAUUACCAAAUUCAACAACUAUCGCAGUGAAGAAAAUAAGAAGUCUAGAUCAAGGUGAGAAGCAAUUCCGUGCAGAAGUUAGCACACUUGGAGCAAUCCAGCAUGUUAAUCUUCUUCGCCUUCGUGGUUUUUGUGUAGAAGCUUCAAAAAGAUUUCUUGUCUAUGAUUACAUGCCAAAAGGUUCUCUAGAAUCCCAUUUGUUCCAAAACACUUCAAAGAUUUUGGAUUGGAAGACAAGAUAUCAAAUUGCGAUUGGGAUUGCUAAAGGGUUGGCUUACCUUCAUGGUAACUGCAGAGAUUGUAUCAUGCAUUUUGACAUCAAACCUGAGAACAUAUUGUUGGAUGCUGAAUAUAAUCCAAAAGUGGCUGAUUUUGGUCUUGCAAAAAUAAUUGGACGGGACUUCAGUCGUGUGUUGACCACCAUAAGGGGAACUAGGGGCUAUCUAGCACCAGAAUGGAUUUCAGGUGAAGCUGUUACUCCAAAAGUUGAUGUUUUCAGUUAUGGGAAGCUUCUUUUCGAGAUAGUAUCUGGUAGGAGAAAUAUGGACAUGCUAGAUGGUGAUGAUGAAGAGAUACGUAUCUACUUUCCAUCUCGUGUUGCAAUUGCGAUAAACAAAGGGGAAGACCUUCUGACACUACUAGAUCACAAAUUAGAGGGAAAUGCCAUCAUGGAAGAGCUAACUAGAGCCUGUAAAGUUGCUUGUUGGUGCAUUCAAGAUGAUCCAAGGGAUAGACCAACUAUGGGCCAAGCAGUUCAAAUUCUUGAAGGAGUGAUGCAAGUGGACUUGCCUUAAAUUCCUCUAUAUUUCCAACGCCUUUCAGAAAAUCCAAUGGUAGCGAUUGUUUCUCAAGAGAUUGAGACUUCUUCAAGUUCAUAUUGAUGGGCACAAGGUACUGUCUUAACUUUGUCUUUACAAUCAGUGCACUCUUUGUAGUCAAAAUAAUGCUAGUCGUUCCUUUAAUCUACUGCAAACUAUGAUAAAAGGUCACUGUUGUUAGAAGCUAAGGAGCCAAGUGCAUAAAAACAAAUGUGAUUUCGACCAUCAUGGUGCCAAAAGCAAUAAAGUGUGCUUCUUUGUUUCU